ACAUCAACCCUCUCCCGCCAGUUCGCCUCCACUACUUCCUCCCGCGCCAAAAACCGCAUCUACCCUUCGCGCGUCCGCUCCGAAGAUGAACUCCAAACCCUCCUCCUCAUGUCCGCCAGCAGCCGCACGCCGCUGCUCACCCUCUGGCGCACGCAAUGGUGCACGCUCAGCGAUGAGAUCCGACCGGUGAUCCACGAACUCCUCGAGCGCGACGGCGUCGGUGAGGGAAGCGGCGGGGUGAGCUUCGUCGAGGUCGAGACGGACAGCCCGGAUCUGGGCGGCAUGGGCGGAGUGGCGUUGCGAUACGCGGUGAAUCAGGAUCCGACCUUGUUGGCGUUUGAUCGCCAGGAGCCGCAGUUGGAGACGAAGGUUGUGAAGGCGGAGGAUUUGAAGAGUAGGGAGUUCUUGAGGAGGUGGAUUGAGAGGGAGGCGGCGAGACAGGGU
Messenger RNA from Dissoconium aciculare CBS 342.82, 444 nucleotides. RefSeq lists its product as uncharacterized. The transcript has a single exon. The record is from RefSeq and is a predicted model, not a curated record. The annotation marks the transcript as partial. Lineage: Eukaryota; Fungi; Ascomycota; Dothideomycetes; Mycosphaerellales; Dissoconiaceae.